Molecule: messenger RNA, 303 nt
Organism: Fusarium graminearum PH-1
Lineage: Eukaryota; Fungi; Ascomycota; Sordariomycetes; Hypocreales; Nectriaceae
Exons: 2
Coding region: 1-303 (100 amino acids)
Source: RefSeq, a predicted model, not a curated record
AUGGCCCCCAUGACAGGUAUUAUCGACAUGCACAAGAACUGGCGAUGUGCUACUUGUGGUAUUGUCAAUCAAAUACAAAUGAAAAUAUGUACGGGAUGUGGCACGACGCGCAAAGAGGGCACACAUGCGUUGACCAGUGACAACCUCAAAAUCGGUACCCUUGGCACGGUUUUUGCAGACGGAAGAGAACACUGGCUAUAUGACAAGACCUCCGUGGAUGCUAUAGUAAUCGCAAGGGGAGGUUUGUUACCCAAUCGGAACGGCACAGUUACCGAUCCCUGCACAGCGUCUACCGGCACUUGA